This is a messenger RNA of Nestor notabilis (Kea), 783 nucleotides long. RefSeq names its product immunoglobulin superfamily member 1-like. Lineage: Eukaryota; Metazoa; Chordata; Aves; Psittaciformes; Psittacidae. The coding region runs from base 4 to 783 and encodes 259 amino acids. The record is from RefSeq and is a predicted model, not a curated record. The transcript has 5 exons.
GACAUGGUGCUGCCUGUGACCCAUGUGCUGGCCUUCGGCACUUGGCUGGUGGUACAGAGCAAGGCUGCAGCUGAUGCCCCAACCAUCUCUAUCUUCCUGAAGCCGCCUGGGGUGAUCCCACCGGGAGGCUCCACCACCAUCUGCUGCAGGUGCCAGUGUGACGAUGGGAAUGUUGUGCUGUACAAGCACGGCCAUCAGCUCCGUGCCCUGGAGCUGCGUGGUGGCAGGGCCGAGUUCCCCAUCUCUAAUGCCACCCAAGAGGACGCAGGUCCCUACAGCUGCCAUUACCUGGCUGGAGGCACUGUGCUGGCUCGCAGCGAGACCCUGGAAGUCAUGGUGUAUGAGUUCCAUCUCCCCAGACCUGUCCUCUCUGUCCUGCCUGGACUUGAGGUGCCUGCAGGAGCUUACGUGACUUUCCGCUGCACCAUCACACACUCCAGUGCUGGCUGUUUCCUGUACCUGGAGGGCCAGGACAAAGCCCUUGACUUACUUCCGAAGGAUCAAGAUGAUUUCAACCUCUCCCGUGUGCAUAAAGGCAACGAGGGCCGCUACAGCUGCCAGUGCUUCACCAGGGGUGCUUUGUUGAACUGGUCUGAUGUCAGCAAUAGUCUGGAUUUGGUGGUGAAAGAUUACACCUGGAGCAAUGUGGUGCGCCUGGCCCUGGGCGCUGCCGUCCUGGUCCUGCUGGGGCUCGUUGUGGCCGAGGACAGGCACAGCCACUGCUGCAUGUGGCUCGGGGGGAGAGGCGGCUGCGCUGCUCCCUGCACCCAGGGCUCCCUGUGA